GACUUCUUUCAGAAAAAGAGCUGCUCAUCAUUCAAGCAUGAAAGACAGUAGCCUGCACAGAUUCCAAAAGAGAGAACUGCCAAUCUGACAUUUGGGUUCCCUCUGAAGAACAAAUUGCCUCUGUGGAGCCAGCCUAGGGGUGUGUAAAGAAUCUGAAAGUGGGGUGAAAAGUCAGGGAAUUUUCACAAUUCAUCCCCCUGGAUUCUGGUUACUUAGCCCUGUGCUGUCAGCAACUCACUAUGAUGUGAAUUGAGCCAGCUGAUGGACUUCCGUCUCUAAAGCAGGGCGUAUUUUGCACUUUUUUAAAAACACUCAGGAACUUGCACAAUUGGAGCAGUUUGUGUAACAUGAUAAUUACAUAAUUAGUGCAUUGUGAAUGUUAUACACAAAUUGGAACCUGAAAAGAACAGGGAUCUGGCAUAAUUUUAUGUAGAUUUGCUAAAUUCACUUGCUUUUUGGGGAUUGAUUUGCAGAAAUCUUGCAAAAUAUGAUUUACACAAUUUGCACAAAGUUACACAAAUAGCAAAAAUAGUGUUAUUUGUGAAAAUUUCCCAUGUGGUUAAAAAUCACAAGCUAUGGUCUCCAACUUGGAGACCUUACACAGUCCAUUUCAAGCCAUCAGGUCAGAAGCAAGUAGUUGGAGCAGGUCCCUUCCCAGCAGAUCAAAGUGAAAGGCUUUUAACUACAGUCCAUUGCUGAGUUUGGCUGGCCAACUGGAGCUGAUUAUGUAAUACAGGUGCCUUUGAGAAUGAUGGAAAGUGUGGAGAGCCGAGACAUGUUUCAGCUGCAUAUUGUCUGCAAAGAUUCCAAGAUAGUCAGGUGCCAUUUCUCUACUUUCAAGCAAUGCCAGGACUGGCUGAAAAGGCUGAGCCGUGCCAUCGCUCGCCCCACCAAGCCAGAGGACUUGUUUGCAUUCGCGUACCAUGCCUGGUGCCUGGGGGUUUGCGCUGACGAAGAGGAUCAGCACGCUCACCUCUGCCGCCCAGGAGACCAUGUGAAAUACCGGUUUGAGAUGGAGCUGGCCCGGAUGGGCUUCGACCUGCAGAACGUAUGGAGGGUUUCUGACAUCAACAAGAAAUACAAGUUGUGUACCAGCUACCCACAGAAACUUUUGGUUCCUGUCUGGAUCACUGACAAAGAGCUGGAGAACGUGGCUUCUUUUCGGUCUUGGAAGAGGGUUCCAGUGGUUGUAUACAGACACCAACGCAAUGGGGCCGUGAUUGCACGAUGCAGCCAGCCCGAGAUCAGCUGGUGGGGCUGGCGCAAUGCAGAUGACGAGUACCUGGUAACCUCCAUAGCCAAAGCCUGUGCCUUGAACCCUGGACAAAGGCUGGCCGGGGGGACCCCUCAUUCUGGGCUCAGUGACGGGAACGAGGCCUGUGAUGCAGGAUUUGAUUCUUCCCUGACAGCGUGCUCAAGUGUGGAGAGGUCUGCAACGCCUCAGAAGCUGCUCAUCCUGGAUGCCCGCUCUUACACUGCAGCAGUUGCCAACAGGGCCAAAGGAGGAGGCUGCGAGUGCGAAGAGUAUUACUCAAACUGUGAAGUCGUGUUCAUGGGCAUGGCCAACAUCCAUUCCAUCCGGAACAGCUUUCAGUACUUGCGGGCAGUUUGCAGCCAGAUGCCUGACCCCAGCAACUGGCUGUCUGCUCUGGAGAGCACCAAGUGGCUGCAGCACCUCUCCAUCAUGCUGAAGGCAGCUGUGCUGGUCUCCACCGCCGUUGGCCGGGAAGGGCGCCCCGUGCUGGUUCACUGCUCCGACGGCUGGGACCGGACCCCGCAGAUCGUCGCCCUGGCCAAGAUCCUUCUGGACCCCUACUACAGGACAAUGGAGGGUUUCCAGGUGCUGGUUGAAUCUGACUGGUUGGACUUUGGCCAUAAGUUUGGGGACCGCUGUGGACAUCAGGAGAAAGCUGAGGAUCAGACUGAGCAGUGCCCCGUGUUUCUGCAGUGGCUUGAUUCCGUCCACCAGCUGCAGAAGCAGUUCCCUUGCCUUUUUGAAUUCAACGAAGCUUUCUUGGUGAAGUUGGUGCAACACACCUACUCCUGCCUUUACGGGACCUUCCUCGGUAACAGCCCCUGUGAGCGGGAGACACACAACAUUGCCAAGCGCACUUGCUCGGUCUGGUCCCUGCUGAGAGCUGGCAACAAGAAUUUCCACAAUCUGCUCUAUGUGCCAGGGAACGAGCAGGUGCUUCAUCCAGUGUGCCACGUGCGGGCGCUGCACCUCUGGACAGCUGUGUAUCUGCCAGCAUCGUCCCCAUGCCCUCUGGGAGAAGAGGGCAUGCACCUGUACUUGCCUUCUGGAUUGCAAAGCCAGGAGUUUGGCAGCACAUCUCUUGACAGGUUACCAAAGACAAGAUCCAUGGAUGACCUUCUCUCGGCUUGUGAUCCUGGCAGCCUGCUGAUUCGCACAUCGAGUGAUCCAAAUCUGAACAACCACUGCCAGGAUGUCCGGGUGGGCUUGGAACCCAGGCACCCCAGUGCUGAGGAGUCGGUGCUGGGCAAAGACAGCACAGCAGAGGAGCCACCGCCGGGGUGGGAGUGGCGGCAGCAGCAAGAACACCACCCCCUGCAAGUUGACGGGGGCGGCGGUGGCAGCUCUGACGGUCACGGGGCUGAUCAGCCACAGGCACUCCAAGGCCGCAGCCUGUCUCAGCAAUUCAGUGGCCCAUCUCCUGAGUCCGGAGUGCUAAGCAAAGCAAAUCCAGGAGCAGCGGAAGACUCCUGCCCAGCUGCAGAUGCUUCUGGGCAAAAGAAGCCCUCCAGGGAUUCGACACAAACAGAAGAGCCAUUUGAAAAACCUCCCUGCAGUUUUGUGAAAGAGGUUGGUCCAGAAUCCAGUGGCGUCUGGGACCUUGUAGAACCGUGCCACCCAGAGACCCUCCUCCAGCCGCCAGCGGUUGCCCCCAGUUGGAACCCAUCUGCUCCCGGUGCCCCGAAGCAGGACCCUGCAGGGUGCCGAGGUGAAGAGGUGGAUGGCCGAAAAGGCAGCAUCAGGUGUGGAGAGGAGGAAGCCAGCCGGGCAGGGAAGGCGCCGCCAGAGUGGUGGCGAAAGGGAAUUUCUCAAAGCCAGAUGAGUGAGUUCUCUCUUCUAGGAACAAACUGGGACAGUUUCCAGGGGCUGGGGGCUUCGCUUCCUGGGAGUGACGUGGGUCCCCAGCGGCUGCUCUCCUACGGCUGUUGCAACAAGCGGUGGAGCAGCCGGCACUUGUGGGCUGCAGGACUGUGCCUCAGUGGCCAGUGGCCUCUGAAGGAAGCGGUGAAGACUCCCAGCUGCUCUAGCAACCCUGGCACUCGCUGCGCCAGCCUUGCUGGGAAGCCCAGCCGGCUGCGCCCCCCCUGCCAUUUGAAGCAGACCCUCGGCUCCAGGCUUGUGCCCCCAAGCAGCCCUUCGCCAGUGCCUCCUCUGUACCUAGACGACGACGGGCUCCCCUUCCCCACAGACGUCAUCCAGCACAGGCUGCGGCAGAUUGAAGCCACCUACAAGCAGGAGGUCGAGCAGUUGCGCAGGCAGGUGCGGGAGCUGCAGCUGAGGCUCGACGCCCGUCAUUGCUACGCCCCUCCCGCUGAGCCACAGGUGGACUACGAAGACGACUUUACUUGCCUCAAGGAAUCGGAUGGCAGUGAAAAUGAGGAUUUCUACUCUGAUCACAGUGAAGAGUGCCUAUCCGAAGCCAGCUGGGAGCCAGUUGAUAAAAGGGAAACGGAGGUCACGCGCUGGGUUCCAGACCACAUGGCCUCACACUGCUUUAACUGUGACUGUGAGUUCUGGCUAGCCAAACGUAGGCAUCACUGCAGGAAUUGUGGGAACGUGUUCUGCGCUGGCUGUUGCCACCUGAAGCUGCCUAUUCCUGACCAGCAGCUCUAUGACCCAGUCCUCGUCUGUAACUCCUGCUACGACCACAUCCAGAUGUCCCGUGCCAGGGAACUUUUGAGCCAGCAUCUGAAGAAGCCCAUUGCCACAGCUUCCAGUUGAAUGCCAGCAGAGGGAACCUGUCAGAGCUUGGCCUUUUUUCACCUUGCGGACUGGAAGGACAGGGCUGCGUCUGAGGAGGUUGGUAGCACAGCACUUGAUCACCAAGCCUUGUAUGCACUGUCGGCGAUUCCCCUCCCACUUGGUGCCCUGUGUAUUGGAGAUGAGGAAAUUGGAUUAAAGAGUGUGAUACGGCCCACUUUACGGUACUGUUUCUGGUCUGAAGAGCCGAGGCUAAGCUGGAGACCACUGUGUCUUUCUUCAGAGAGUUGGCGAGCGAUGGAGCACAGGUAAUUGCGCUGUUCCAAGAAGCAGCAGACAGGCAUGAUCAGAAUCAGAUCCUUUCUUCCCCUACCUCACUAAGGCAGACAGGCAGGCAGAAUUGUGCAAGAGAGAAGAAUACAGGCCCAGCGCUUGCUCUGGCUGUGGUAGACACGCUUCAGUUGUGUUCAGCUUGCCAGCCACUUCCCAGGAUGGCUCAAGACCAGCUGUGGCGCCAGAAGCAGGAGUGGGGGGUCCCUUGUCAAGCGGAGGCUGCGUCUGCACCUGCCCCACGUCCCUUCAGGGAACGGACACUCAGUCCUGGCAGCUGGGCUCGUGUGCGUGGAAAGCAGAGUUCAGUUUGGCUUGCUGCACUUCCUGCCCACUGUGGGUUCCGGGCAGCUGGUUCCCAGCCGGUGUCCUCAUAGAACAGACCCCUUGAGCCUCCUUGGAUCCAUGCCACAGUGUGUGUUCCCUUCCCUCAUGCUGCACUCGUGCUUCCCUAUUUCUAGUCGCUCUUUAUCCUGAAAACCUUGUGCCUGGAAGGCAGGCUGGGUGGGUUUUCUUUACCUCCUGGAAUGUGCUGUUUAGUGUGCUUGAGGGUUUCAGUCCAAAAUGCUGCUAAUGUUAUUUCUCUGCACUUAAACUAUAGCCUGGAGAAUGAAAUGGGGGGAUGCCAGUUUCGUAAAUGGGAGACGGGGAACACUGGCAAAAGGAGUCUUUUCUGUCCCUGUUCAGGAAGCUUCAAGGGAUAAUUUAGACUGUGAUUAUCAUCAUCAUUGCAAGAAUGCUUCCCUGUUCAUUCUGGCAUCAAAUAAAACACCGCUUGGAAAUGGCUGUCCUGAUUUAUGGUUGCUGCACUGUAGCAACUGUAGCAGUUACCUUGUCCUAAUACUUUCCCUUCCGCCCAAACAAGCUCCAAAUCAUUUGUAGGGGUGUAGGGGGAGUGAGAUGCUGCUGAAAUUUCCACAGACCUUCAUGACUGAUGUCCAUGGCCACUUUAUCCUGAAGCUGGGAAUGACAGAAUUCCGAGAGGUUCUAGGCAGAUCCAGGAGCCCUCUUAUAUCCCACGUAGGAAGGGUGUGCCAGGCUUCUUUCUUGAGAACCUGAGAAUACAGUUCCUCUCAGUCUUGCCAGUGGUCAGUUCCUGGCUGCUUUUUAAAACUUACAGCGGUUCUGUCUGCCAUGGUGUUACCUUCCACAUUUCAGCCUGCUUUUGGUCAUAUGCCUAAAAGCCCCGUCUUUCUCUGACACAGGAUUACCUUGCAUUGUCCUCCAGCUUCUUUCAGGGAGCAAAAACCUCAUAUUGGUAAAUAGAUUGCAGUUUCUGAUUUUGCCAUACUCUGAACAUUGUCUGUACAAAAUGAUGUAAGUAGGGAAGGAAUGUUCAUAAUGGGUUCCAUUUUCAGCUCAUUUGCACAGUCAUAAAACAAAAACAAAAAAAAUUGAAAAUGGAGAGAGAGAGAAAUGAAGAGCAUGGUGGGCCUUCAAGUCAGCCAUGGUUAAUCAAAACUGCUUUCAGCUCUCAUGAAUUUGUGUCACUGUCUUCAGGCAAAAAAAUAAAAAAUAUACCAACUCCAAAUUCAGAUCAAUAGCUUUGUGACAAACAAUGUGCUGUAAGAAAUUCAAUACAGUUGAAUAAAAUCUCUAUAUUAGUG
Messenger RNA from Varanus komodoensis (Komodo dragon), 5892 nucleotides. RefSeq names its product myotubularin related protein 4 (gene MTMR4). Gene Ontology annotation, molecular function: metal ion binding; protein phosphatase binding; phosphatidylinositol-3,5-bisphosphate 3-phosphatase activity. Gene Ontology annotation, biological process: dephosphorylation; regulation of autophagy. NCBI's taxonomy places the organism in Eukaryota, Metazoa, Chordata, Lepidosauria, Squamata, Varanidae. The transcript is spliced from 16 exons. The record is from RefSeq and is a predicted model, not a curated record. The coding region runs from base 749 to 3976 and encodes 1075 amino acids.